CCACUGUGAACUCCAACUUAGUUUCUAACUAUUACUCAUUAAAUCAUUCAAAGGAAAAUAGGGAAAAUGGAAAUAGCUAUCGUCAAUCACUGGAAUGCCAUUUUAUCCUUUCUUGUGACACUUGUUGAUAAGUUGAACCUGAUAGUACCAUACCUAUUUUCUUAUUUGUUUAAUUUUGGAAUUUAUAUUGGUGAUAAAUAUUAAUGUUCUGUCAAGAUAUUGGUGUUACGUAUCACAAAACAAUCAGAUAUUCAUAGUAUAUAGAACAAUUCUCAUGACGAUUCCGUCUUCAGUAUAGAAGUUUAAAUCCGGAUCAAACAAUGUGGAAUUGACCAAUACUUCAAAAUUAUAUUUUGUAUUCAGGAAGAUUUUCCUAUUAUAUGUUUAGGAAUGGUGUACAUAAUAAUUAAAACAAAAAUGCUAGACUCCAAAAAAAUUGCCAAAAAUUCUUCACAAUACUCACAUGAAUGUGCCACACCCAUGUGAGUAUUCUGUAUAAUUUUUGGUAGUUUUUUUGGAGAACCUAGCAUUGCUCUAAUAAAAAAUAUCCUGUAUUAUAUAGUUUUCCAGUAGUUGGUGUUAAUUGUUAUGUAAUUAUCUGUCCUCAAGUAGCAUUUGUGUUAUUCUUUUCUUUUCUCUUGUAAGAAAGCUGGUGGCAAUUUGCUAGCAAAAUAGUUUUGUUUGCUCUGAAAUUAUGUCCUUGCAUUGUACACACAGAUGUGCAAGAUAUCCUCCAGAGGUCAGAACUGCCAUCCCAGUAGAUGGAAGAUUUGAGCACAUUGUCUUAUCUUGCAAUGCCACACAAGAUCAUGCAAUUAUUUGGAUAGAAAGGGAAGCAGAGAAGGCUCUAAAUAGAAUGAGGGACAAUAUUUCUGAGACUGUAACAACUGCCCCAAAAGUACAAAAAUUCGAGAGGAUGCAUACUUUACAAAAAGAACACAGGGAUGCUUUGGAAAGAGCUCUCAGUUUGAACAUACCUCACGCUGUCAAUGCCCCUGAAGACGAACCCUCAACAAGCAAGGAAGAAUCUGUAGAAGGUGAGGAUGCCGCUGAGUCUUCUGAGAAUGAAGCAAAAGCUAAAUCAGUGUCCUGCGGUGGAAGAACUAACUGGAAUGCUGUGGUUGGGAAGAUUUUGAAGAAAAACGAGUCUGGAGAAUUCCUACUGAAGAAUGUCACAAUUGCUCCACAAUAACAGCCCCGUCUCUGAUGGUUGUCUUAUUUUUUAGUGAUUGAUUGUAUGCAUGUUAUAGGUUAUUUUUUUAUCAUUGGUAAUCAUUUUUUGUAUGGUUACAGUUUUUACCAUAUCUUGUAAAAAGCAUUGACAUUCAACCCUGGCUGGGCUUGCACCCAUGAGGUGCAAUUUUACAUGUUAAACAGCAGAUUGUUAUUAGUGUUUUUCAAAGGUGUAAUCUGUUUGUAAAAAAAUGUGUGUUUACAACAUAUUAUUUCAUUUUACUUGAAACUA
Molecule: messenger RNA, 1465 nt
Organism: Camellia sinensis
Lineage: Eukaryota; Viridiplantae; Streptophyta; Magnoliopsida; Ericales; Theaceae
Source: RefSeq, a predicted model, not a curated record